Phytophthora infestans T30-4 is the source of this 3445-nucleotide messenger RNA. RefSeq lists its product as uncharacterized. NCBI's taxonomy places the organism in Eukaryota, Oomycota, Peronosporomycetes, Peronosporales, Peronosporaceae. The record is from RefSeq and is a predicted model, not a curated record. The coding region runs from base 107 to 3247 and encodes 1046 amino acids. The transcript has a single exon.
CUGAGAGCGAAGUGCCCUACAAGCGUCGUUACCGGUUGGAGAUUCCCGUUCCCGUUUCUAGUCCAUUCAACAGCGUGUUAUUCGUCUCCUGUUACAGUAAACUACCAUGAAGGUGUACACGACCAUCUUGCUCGCGGCCAUGGCCAUGCAGGCUGUGCUUGGUGGCGGCGGCGGCGGCAUCACGUUCGACAACGCCGGCAGCUACUCGCCUGGUGGCACGGAGAGCUCCGCUGAUACGUACACGGGGCAGGACGGCGGCAAGACUGGCUUGAACACACCCGUGCCGGCCACUACCCCGGCCUUGACUCCCGCUACUCCUGUGUCGACUCCGGCUACGCCUGUUUCAACUCCGGCCACCCCCGGGUCGACCCCAGCGACGCCAGUGUCGACCCCGGCUGGUACAACGCCUGCACCGACGACCCCGACGUCUGAACUGGGCUCGAGCGCUGGCUCGCACCCGGAGCAGCAGACGCCAACGUCCACGCCUGCUGCCACGACGCCAUCCUCAGAAAAUGGAUCCGGCUCGUCACCUUCCCAGGAGACGCCUUCUACGACCCCCGCUGCCUCUACUCCUACUCCAGGACAGGACAACGGAUCUGGAUCGCACCCGGAGCAGCAGACGCCUAUGAGUACCCCCGGUAUCACAACCCCGACUUCGGAGCUAGGCUCCUCGGAUUCGGACACCCCGUGCCCGACUCUUGAGUACAACUACCCCGCCCCAACACCGGCUGGCUCGACACCGGCGACUGAGCAGGGCAGUGGCGAGGAGGACACUCCGUGCCCGACUCUGCAGUACAACUACCCUCCAGGAACCCCUGGUCAGGAGACCCCAUCGACGGGCUCGGGCUCAUCGCCAAACCAGGAAACCCCGUCCACCCCUCCUGCUCCGACGACGCCCACGGCUGAGCAGGGCAGUGGCGAGAAGGACACCCCGUGCCCAACUCUGCAGUACAACUACCCUCCUGGAACCCCUGGUCAGGAGACCCCAUCGACGGGCUCGGGCUCAUCGCCAAACCAGGAAACCCCGUCCGCCCCUCCAGCUCCGACGACGCCCACGGCUGAGCAGGGCAGUGGCGAGGAGGACACCCCGUGCCCAACUCUGCAGUACAACUACCCCCCUGGAACCCCUGGCCAGGAUACUCCAUCGACUGGUUCCGGUUCGUCACCAUCUCAGGAGACCCCGUCCACCACCCCAGCCGCCUCCACUCCGACCACAGAGAACGGCAACGGCUCUGGAUCGACUCCAAGCCAGGAGACCCCGUCCACUGGGUCUGGCUCGUCUCCUAGCCAGGAGACUCCAUCGAGCACCCCGGUAGCCACCACGCCGACUACGGAGAACGGAAAUGGCUCUGGCUCGACUCCUAGCCAGGAGACCCCGUCGACCGGGUCGGGCUCUUCCCCAAGCCAGGAAACCCCUUCCACCACCCCGGCCGCAAGUACCCCAACCUCGGAGCAGGGAAGCGGAGUGGAGGACACGCCGUGCCCGACUCUACAAUACAACUACCCACCGGGUACCCCUGGUCAGGAGACGCCGUCGACCGGAUCGGGUUCGUCGCCAAACCAGGAAACCCCGUCUACGACACCGGUUCCUUCGACGCCUACGGAUGAACAGGGCAGCGGAGAGUCGGACACCCCGUGCCCGACCCUACAGUACAACUACCCGCCAGCUACCCCUGCUGCCUCGACGCCUACCAGCAACGGAUCGGGCUCUACUCCUAACCAGGAAACCCCGUCGACCGGUUCGGGUGAGGAAGACACUCCGUGCCCAACGCUUGAGUACAACUACCCGAGCCCGACACCUGAUGCCACGACUCCUACUUCAGAAAGCGGAAACGGAUCGGGUUCUUCCCCUAGCCAAGAUACCCCCUCCACGACCCCGGCUGCUUCGACCCCAACGUCGGGCAACGGAUCUGGAUCGACUCCCGGCCAGGAGACUCCCAUGAACACUCCGGCCGCCACCACCCCUGCCCCGGAGCAGUCAAGCUCGGGAUCUCAGCCUAAGCAGCAGACUCCUACUUCGACCCCUUUUGCUACCACUCCGACCUCGGAGCUGGGAUCUGGCUCCACACCAGGCCAGAAAACUCCUGUGACGACGCCUGCCCCGUCGACUCCCUCCCCGGAACAGGGAUCGGAGACCGGAUCGGGCUCGCACCCUGAGCAGCAGACUCCCACGUCGACACCGGCCAUUACCACGCCAACGUCGGAGUUGGGCUCGCACUCUUCGGAGACUGGAUCGGGCUCGCACCCUGAGCAGCAGAUCCCUGUGACGACGCCUGCCCCAUCGACUCCUACCCCGGAACAGGGAUCGGAGACCGGUUCGGGCUCGCACCCUGAGCAGCAGACCCCUGUGACGACGCCUGCCCCAUCGACUCCUACCCCGGAACAGGGAUCGGAGACCGGAUCGGGCUCGCACCCUGAGCAGCAGACGCCCACGUCGACACCGGCCAUUACCACGCCAACGUCGGAGUUGGGCUCGCACUCUUCGGAGACUGGAUCGGGCUCGCACCCUGAGCAGCAGACCCCUGUGACGACGCCUGCCCCAUCGACUCCUACCCCGGAACAGGAAUCGGAGACCGGUUCGGGCUCGCACCCUGAGCAGCAGACGCCCACGUCGACACCGGCCAUUACCACGCCAACGUCGGAGUUGGGCUCGCACUCUUCGGAGUCUGGAUCGGGCUCGCACCCUGAGCAGCAGACCCCUGUGACGACGCCUGCCCCGUCGACUCCUACCCCGGAACAGGGAUCGGAGACCGGAUCGGGCUCGCACCCUGAGCAGCAGACUCCUACGUCGACACCGGCUAUUACCACACCUACUUCGGAGUUGGGCUCGCACUCGACUGAGAAGUCCUCGUCGGGCUCUGGCUCGUAUCCCGAGCAGCAGACACCAACGUCUACCCCAGCCGCUUCAACGCCAACUUCGAAGGAGGGCUCCCACUCGACUGAGAAGUCCACAUCGGGCUCUGGAUCGAUCCCUGCGCAAUCCAGCUCAGGCUCCAGCCCUGCGCAGUCUAACUCCGGAUCGGUAUCAAACCAAUCUGGCUCAGGCUCGUCCCCUGCUACGGAGACCCCUGUGACGGAGACCCCUGCCACCACUACCCCGGCUACCACCACGCCUGCACCGACGACGCCGACCAAGUCUGGCAAGACGGGCAAGACCGGCGCUGGCCAGCCUGAGACUCCAUCCGCUGAAAGCCCUGACGACGACUACACGCAGACUGCUCAGCAGUCGCGCUUCCUGCGCGCGUAAGCACCUCCAACGAGCUCUGGAGAUAUUCGACGGCAACGGAAGCAAGUUCCGUCAAGGUUUUGAUACGGGAAACAGCUUGUUGUAUCUUUGUUCAUGUCUGGCUGAGUAGCGCAGUAGCUCGAUGUGCGUACUAACUCACAGCGAAUACAGAAGCUACUUGACCUUUAAUACUAGUACACAGUAGACUUCAUUCAUUUU